Dunckerocampus dactyliophorus (ringed pipefish) is the source of this 1842-nucleotide messenger RNA. It is a transcript of the gene zdhhc24, whose product is annotated as zinc finger DHHC-type containing 24. Gene Ontology annotation, molecular function: protein-cysteine S-palmitoyltransferase activity. Gene Ontology annotation, biological process: peptidyl-L-cysteine S-palmitoylation; protein targeting to membrane. The record is from RefSeq and is a predicted model, not a curated record. The transcript has 3 exons. NCBI's taxonomy places the organism in Eukaryota, Metazoa, Chordata, Actinopteri, Syngnathiformes, Syngnathidae. The coding region runs from base 455 to 1330 and encodes 291 amino acids. Gene Ontology annotation, cellular component: Golgi apparatus; endoplasmic reticulum.
CCGAGUCUUACGAUUUUGUACAUUUUUAUUUUUUUACAUUUUCAACACUUGUCAUUGCGGUGAAUAUCUUUGAAAGUCAUCCUGUAUGGGCAUUGUUUUCCACGUUAAUGAAAGAAAUAUACAUUUUUUUAAAUUGUUCCGCUUACGGUGGUGUAGCAGGCUAGCCCGGAUGGGACGUCGCAACAUCUGCCUCGGUCCAGCCGCAGCAGAAACGAUAGACAGGUUUUCACAAGGAAAUAUGAGAUAUUAUUGUUAACUUAAUAUUUGCCGUUAAAAUAGUUUGUCCAACGACCCAUUACCAAAUAUAGUAUCGUCCCUCCCGUGCCGAUCUAUGUUGGAUGGGAAUUAAGAUUGCUACCUACUACUACAAGUACUACUACCACCACCACCACCACCACCACGGCGCGUCUGUCAAACCAGUCAUUCCAUUAAGAAGUGUACACAACCGGAAGACAUGACGAGCUACGCCACCAAGAUGUUUGGCAAGGUGGAGAAGAUGUGUUACCACCUCCCCGUGGUCCUCAACACCUUCCUGGUCUUCUCCAUUACCGGGGAGGUGAGCUACCUGGUGCUGGUCGAGGCGCCGCUGGAGGCUGACCAGAGGAAAACAGUGUGGUCCUCAUGGUGGAAGUCCAUGCACCUGCUGGCUCAAUACUUCAUGCUGGGAAACAUCUGCUGGAACGCCAUGCUCUUUGUCAGAACUAGCCCCAGCAUCAAGGGCGUGUUCUUUGGAGGGGAUAGUGUGGGGCAAGGAUGGAAGUACUGUUACACCUGUGAGACACACACUCCUCCACGCUGCUCCCAUUGCUAUGACUGCAACGCGUGCAUGCUUCGCCGGGACCACCACUGCGUGUUCUUUGGCCAGUGCGUGGGUUUCCGAAACUACCGUUACUUCCUGAGCUGCUUGCUCUUCAUGUGGUCGGGGCUCCUGUACGCCACACUGAUGAAUGCCGAGGUCUUCAUUGUCAUACUGAAGGAAGGAGUGACUGUACACAGUAUCCUGUUGCUGCUCAUACCAUGGAUCAUGUUGGUUUCAGGCCAGGUCUCUGCACGUGCAUUCGCCUUCGCCUUCAUCGCUGACACGUGCGUCGUAGGCCUCCUGCUAGUUUCUGCCUUCUUCUUCUUCCAUCUCUUCCUGCUUUUCCGGGGACAAACCACCAGGGAGUGGUACUCGUCCCGCAGGCCCUACAACCUCGGACCUUUCAGCAACUUGCGUCACACAUUAGGCAGACGCUGGUACCUCUGCUGGCUCUGCCCGCUCAUCCCAUCACCGCUACCAGGGGAUGGGAUCCACUUCCAGGUGACGGGAUCCCUGGAUCCUACCCGGUAAUGAGAUUGGGGACUGGAAAGAUCUCAGUUUGAGUUUAAAGUGGUUGAAGGAGGACUGGACUACAAUACUUUACUGCAUUGCUUCUUUGAAUGUGAGGCUGGACUCUAAAUGCCACACACAAGCACUCGUCAUUAACUUGGGAUGAUGAUGGUGGCUGCUAGCCGCUGUACGUAAAUCCCAGGAUAUUGAGUACAUUAUCACUGAACAAAUAGCAUUUUUGUUUUGUUUGAAAUUUAGAGAACCGGCACACCAACGCAACAUUGACAGGCCUUCACAGUGUGUCCAUCAGAACCAGCUGGACCAGUUGCCUUAUGAAAUCUAUUUUAAUUGCCCUUUUGUCAGGUUUUUUUAAAAAAAAAAAUUGUCUUUUGAUCAAGGUCACAUACAGCCCAAAAUAUUUUCUCAGUGCUUUUUCGUUCUGUCAGUAUGCUUUCUCACUUUGUUUUUAGAUAUGCUGUAUUGUGUUGAAAUACUUUUUUGGAAAUGCUGAAAUAAAUGGUGCAUAUAUGGUA